AGAAGUAUUGUGUGUGUAUAGAUAAUCCGCUCCCCUCCCCCCACCUCCCUAAAGACAUCGGGUCCCAGGACUGGGGAGGGGAGGGGGUAGCAGAUGGACUCCCUGAGAGAAGCAUCCUGUGCCCCUCUCCUGCUGGCACCCCCAAGCCCCAUGCAGGGGAGAGGCGAGUGCCCUGCGGUACACAGCCGAAGACAAGCUUCUCCAGGAAUGAUACUGCUAAAUUCUUUGCAGGGUUAAUCAGGUCCGCGAGUACAGUCUGUAGCUGCUCUGCAUCCUCUUUCCCGAAGUGGCUCGGGUUGGACAGCAUCUUCCUUGAGUUGAGGGUCUUGGGUGCACCGGGCUGAGGCCAGGCCAGACGGGGGCGUCGAACGGCAGCUAGGCUCGAGCUUCCGAGGGCGCCCACGGGAAGCAGGUGCUCCUCCCUCUCCGCACCGCCCAGAGCCUUAGAACUUGGGGAGCCGUCCCAGCGGAACCGCGGCGCUUCGCCUUGACCGUUGCGCUCCACCUGUCUCCAGCCGGCUGCCAGGCAACAGCGCUCGGCCGAGCAGCUCUACCGUCCCUGCCUCCCCUCCGGCGCGGGCGGGCGCUGGAUCCCGGGCUGAUCCAGGCCGGGUUUUGCGGCGGAGUCCGAGAUCCCUGAUUUCUCAUCGGUUGCCCGCGGCAGCGGUAGGCGGCGGGAGAUCAUGGUGCUGGGCGAACUGUGGGCCUCGCUCUCCGGCGUCUCCGGGGCAGCCCUGGCCUGCUGCUUCGUGGCGGCGGCCUUGGCCCUGCGCUGGUCCAGUCGCCGGACAGCGAGGGCCUCUGCGGUCCGAGCGCGACGGAGGCAGAAAGCGGCCCUGGACACCAUGGACAAGGCGGCUCAGCGCUUCCGGCUCCAGAACCCUGACCUGGACUCGGAGGCGCUGCUGGCCCUGCCCCUGCCUCAACUGGUACAGAAGUUACACAGUGGGGACCUGUCUCCUGAGGCUGUGCUCUUCACCUACAUGGGAAAGGCCUGGGAAGUCAACAAAGGGACUAACUGUGUGACCACCUACCUGGCAGACUGUGAGACUCAGCUGUGCAAGGUCCCAAGGCAGGGCCUGCUCUAUGGUGUCCCUGUGAGCCUCAAGGAGUGCUUCAGCUAUAAGGGCCAGGACUCGACACUGGGCUUGAGCCUGAACCAGGGGGUGCCAGCGGAGGCUGACUGUGUGGUGGUGCAGGUGCUGAAGUUGCAGGGCGCCUUGCCCUUCGUGCACACCAAUGUCCCCCAGUCCAUGUUCAGCUUUGACUGCAGUAACCCCCUCUUUGGCCCGACCAUGAACCCAUGGAAUUCUUCCAAGAGCCCAGGUGGCUCCUCAGGGGGCGAGGGGGCCCUCAUUGCCGCUGGGGGCUCCCCACUGGGCUUAGGCACCGACAUUGGAGGCAGCAUCCGCUUUCCCUCAGCCUUCUGUGGCAUCUGCGGCCUCAAACCCACGGGGAACCGCCUCAGCAAGAGUGGCCUGAAGGGCUGUGUCUAUGGACAGGUAGCAGUACAGCUGGCAGUCGGCCCUAUGGCCCGGGACGUGGAGAGCCUGGCACUAUGCCUGCGAGCACUGCUGUGUGAGGACAUGUUCCGCUUGGACCCCACCGUGCCCCCCUUGCCCUUCAGGGAGGAGGUCUACAGGAGCUCUCAGCCCCUGCGUGUAGGGUAUUAUGAGACUGACAACUAUACCAUGCCCACGCCGGCCAUGAAGCGGGCCCUGCUGGAGACCAAGCAGAGACUUGAGGUUGCUGGCCACACGCUGGUUCCCUUCCUGCCGAGCAACAUACCCCACGCUCUGGAGACCCUGGGCACGGGCGGACUGUUCAGUGACGGCGGAGCGACCUUCCUACAGAACUUCAAAGGUGAUUUCGUGGAUCCCUGCUUGGGGGACUUGAUCUCAAUUCUGAGGCUGCCCGGAUGGCUUAAAGGACUGCUGGCUUUCAUGAUGAAGCCUCUGCUCCCAAGGUUAUCAUCCUUUCUCAACAAUAUGAAGUCUCGGUCAGCCGGAAAGCUCUGGGAACUGCAUCAUGAGAUUGAGGUAUACCGGCACUCCGUGAUGGCCCAGUGGAGAGCCCUGGAGCUGGAUGUGCUGCUCACCCCCAUGCUGGGCCCUGCUCUGGACCUGAAUGGCCCAGGCAAGGCCACAGGUUGUGAGGAAGAGCGUGGGGCUGCCUGUGGCUGUGCAGUGCGUGGCUCUGCCCUGGCAGGAAGAGCUGUGUCUGCGGUUCAUGCGGGAGGUGGAGCAACUGAUGAACCCGGACAAGCAGCUCUCCUGACUGCCGCCCACCUGACCCCCGAGGACCCGAGACCCGCCUGGAGCUGCAUCCAGCCUGGUCAGGGCUGCGUUGCCGCCCCGCCAGGAAGUGUUCAGCCUGGGCUGAGGCUUCCGAGUCCCUCCUCUGUCGCCCCCUACAAGAAGCCCAGACCCACUGAAUCUGGACCUCACUUCCUCCCCAGGUCCGCUCUCUGUCCUGACCACCCCCUCACCGUGGCAGCCAGAGGGCAUGACAUGAUGACUAACAGUCAAGAACUGGUGUCUGGUGUGUGUGUGCUUUCUGGCGGUCACUUAGGGGCCCAGGGGUUGGAUAUCCGCCCUCCUAGAACCCAACUUCAGCCAUGUCCAUCUCCUGCUCCCAGACCUCCUCUAGUUCCUGUCACUCACAGCAUGGACACAGGUUUUUCAGGGUGGCUCUUGCAGCCCCAGCUCUUCACCCUCACCCACUGUCUCCCUGUCCCCGCCUCCCAACCCUCAGACUAAGCCCUACUUUGUUAGACAUUGUCUUCUAUCUCUCUUCUCCCUGUGCUCCUUCCCUCUGCUGAGGAGGCCCUUUCUGCUCCUCUACCAUUAAAUCCUUUGAGGCCCA
Capra hircus (goat) is the source of this 2865-nucleotide messenger RNA. It is a transcript of the gene FAAH, whose product is annotated as fatty acid amide hydrolase. Bases 684 to 2759 code for a protein of 691 amino acids. The record is from RefSeq and is a predicted model, not a curated record. Gene Ontology annotation, biological process: fatty acid catabolic process. Gene Ontology annotation, molecular function: fatty acid amide hydrolase activity; amidase activity. NCBI's taxonomy places the organism in Eukaryota, Metazoa, Chordata, Mammalia, Artiodactyla, Bovidae. The transcript has 14 exons.